Messenger RNA from Dibothriocephalus latus, 978 nucleotides. Lineage: Eukaryota; Metazoa; Platyhelminthes; Cestoda; Diphyllobothriidea; Diphyllobothriidae. The record is from the annotation of a GenBank genome assembly.
AUGGCAACUGCUGUGCUGAUAACUAUUGCAUUUCCUACGCCCUCAGCACCCUUACCUCUGACUCUUCUGAUGGUUGUGGAUUUGGAGAAGAAGGUCAGUCUAAUAAACCGCAUGGUUCAGUCAUCGUACUUUCUUAUUCUGGGGUAUAUCUUCAGCUCUUCUCCUGGAUCGUUCACUGUAUUCUCAAAGUAUGCAAAGAGAGAAGAGGAACACAGAAGCAAGCGGGAUGGGGAGGGCAGUCAAACCGAAGCAGUAGAAAGGCGAAUCUUUAGGUCAUCUCAGUACCGUGUUAUACGCUCCAAACACCUGCGAACACCUUCCAAUAUGUUGACAGUGAACUUAGCUAUAGCUGACAUGGCAUUCUCACUCCUCUUCCCUUCAAAGCUAAUUUCUAGCUUCUAUGGCUAUUGGAUUUGGGGUAAACUAGCCUGUGAGAUCUAUGGAUUCUGUUGUGGUCUAUUUGGGUUCGCUUCCCUCAACACCGCGGCGAUGAUUUCCAUUGAUCGAUAUCUAGUUAUUGUUCACUCACGUCAGCCAGCGGCAAGAACGAACCACCGACGCACCUCACUGAUGAUUGCAGUCGUAUGGUUGUGGUCCCUCUUUUGGAGCUCUCCUCCAUUCUACGGUUUCGGUCGCUAUAUUCCAGAUGGACUUUUGACAUCUUGCAGCUUUGACUACCUUACAGGCAACGUCAAAAACUACAUACAUGUGACAGGGAUGUACAUUUUUCAAUUUCUGAUUCCAGUCGGCAUAGUUUCGUUCUGCUAUAUUCAAGUCGUGCUGUUUGUCAAGGGGAAAGCACGUAGAAUGGCCAGCUUCAGGCGAACUACCAUUUCUGGCAAAUUCAACAUAAUACGGCCAUGUAAGUUUUCAACUGCCUUUUUUAAAAUGUACCCUCACAAUGUGAGUACAUAUUUUUGUGAAAGCUUCCUGGUAAAAAUUCAUACGCGCAUAAAAUCCCCUCAUUGCUGCUUGUAA